Strongylocentrotus purpuratus (purple sea urchin) is the source of this 4350-nucleotide messenger RNA. RefSeq lists its product as uncharacterized. Gene Ontology annotation, molecular function: guanyl-nucleotide exchange factor activity. The coding region runs from base 957 to 3941 and encodes 994 amino acids. The transcript is spliced from 16 exons. NCBI's taxonomy places the organism in Eukaryota, Metazoa, Echinodermata, Echinoidea, Camarodonta, Strongylocentrotidae. The record is from RefSeq and is a predicted model, not a curated record.
CCACUUUUCUUUUACUUCAAAAUGAAGACUAUAAGAGAAGAGUGAACGCGAUGCAGAAUUGUUAACACAUUCAUUCUCACCCAUUGUGGUCAUGACAAGUCAUGUUAGUUCAGACGUCCACGUUAGAACAUCGCAAUUCAUCACGAUCGAUGAUCGCCUCUUUCAUGUCAAUGCAAUGAGGAGGAGCGUAUCGGACCGGUAUUGAAAGUGUUGGGAGAGUUGGUGAGCUUUAUCCGGGGCUUUAGCAUGGCCAUUGUGAGGUCCAUUUUAAGAUAAAGUAAACACUGAUCUCUUAAGUGGGUCUGAGUCGAUCGAAAGCCAGUCGAUGGAACAUCCCCCUUUUCCCCCCUCUCUCUCUUCCAACGCCCAAGGUUAAAGCACCACAUUAAUAGACGCUACAUCCGAAUGCGCAGUGGUGGAGAUGAUUUCUGAUCUCCAGGAUUACUUAUCGGUGUCAAUAUUUCGUUUUGAUCGUAGCGGCUUCAAUGAAACAAGAUUAACUCAUGGAUUAACGUAUGUGAAUUCGAUUUUGGAAACCAUUACAGCAAAUUGAUAAUGACUGAGUGUUACUAAAGACUUUAUUAGUAAUAUCCCGACCUCAGUAGAAGCAAUUUCGUCUUUGAAAUACGACGUUUCCACGUGGAGUAACUUUACACCAUUUACGACUGUGUUCCGUUGCCGUGAGGAAGCAGAUUGCUUUCAGGUGUUUUUACUAUACUAAAUAUCAAUUUUGCAGUUUGAUAUUUUUGCACGAUUCAUAUCUUCAACGUUCAUAUUUGACAUACGACCUUUGCUCGUUUGUAUGGACGAAAUACUACAUGCGCUCUGCACCGAUACAAUCUUUAAACACGUCUGUUAUCAAACGGGAAUAUACCGGAUUUAAACAUAUCAAGCCCAAAGAUAGUUGUUAAUCAUCUUAAGUUAGGAAAUCUCGGAUACAUUCUCAUUCACGGCCGAUGCCGUCGGCCUUUACAGAUGAGUUCGAUGACCGAGAUGAUAUCACCGCUUACGAUGUGGACUUAGAUGAGUCGUACUUGUCCUCGAGAUCAUCAUAUAAGAUGUCCACUUCGAGGACAGAAGGACUGAGGGUACCCUCGCCAGCGUUUGUCAGAGGUUUACCCUCUGAUGAUAUGGAAGCUUCCAGACAGGGAGGAGUGAGGGUGCCUUCGCCUGCGUUUGGCAGAGCUGAUGCAGAAAACCAUGGCAAUUUGGAAGAACAAAUUAUCGAGCUUCACUAUCUAGUUCAAGAAAUGAAGGAAGGCUUCGUUUUGGCCAUGCAGGAGCUCUCCAGGAUUCAAAAUGGUGACCGGGUACUUCAAGAAACACUGGAGAAACACAAGUCGGAUAGCGAUGCUAAAGUUGAACAACUCACCAAGAUGGUAGAAACACUCCAGAGUGAACUAGGAAAAGCGGUUAAUGAGGUAAAUAAGAACAAUGAGACAACAACAGAUCUGAAGAGACAGUCGAAGGAGCUUCGAGACCAGCAAGAUAUCAUCAAGAAUAAGAUGGAGGAGAAUACCGAUGCUGUAAAUAGACCAUCUCAAACCCAUUCAAAUAAAACGUCUCAAUCUGAUGAGAGUGGUUUUCAUCGAGAUGUCUUCGAGGACCCAAAGGACUCAGUUCCUCCGAUGCUACAGCCAUUCAUUGAUUCCCUACCAGAGGCUGGAGACAACACAGUUGAUCCAGAUUCGGAUUCUGAUAACUCGACGAUCCAGUCAGCGGAUCAGAUGAUGAAACUUAGCCGAAUGUUUGCCGAGGAGUAUCAUCGUCAUAGAGCUCGACUGGCAAGCCCUGCCACAGAUAAUCUACUAUUCAACCGAAACUCAGGAGAGAAUGAACAGAACUCUGAAAGAACGAUUGGAAGUAACGACAGCGAUACAAGUAGGCGUCGUCGUAUAGUGGAAUCGUUGCUGUCUUCUGAAAGGACAUACGUCUCACAUUUACGAUUUAUUCAAGAAUGUAUCAUACAGCCUCUUGUCAUUGAGUCCAUUGUUCCUCUCAGCGAUAUCAAUGUAAUGUUUCCGCCAUGUUUUGGAGAGCUACAUCAUGAACACUCAGCCUUCCUGGAAGCUCUAGAAACAAGGCUGAGUGAUUGGAAGUGGAAAGGCAUCAUGGGUGAUGUCUUAGCAAGGCUGUCUGGAGGAGACGGGUCAAGUCUGUUCCAGUUGUACACCUCUUACGUGAAAAGUUUUGCAGACGGUCUAUCUAUUUUGGCACACCAUCUCGGCACAUCUCAAAACUUCUACCAAUUUAUUGAGAAACAGCUUGUGGAGAACGGGAAGGGCAAAAUAGACCCCAUAACUUACCUUAUGGCACCCCUGCACAGAAUCGCCUACUAUGUUCAUUCUAUGAAGCGACUCCUGAAAUACACGGCAAAAAAUCACCCCGAUCGCUUCCACGUCGAGGCGUGUCUCAAACAGUUGAACGGGUUAGUGAAGGACAUCAAUCUACUGACUUCACAAGACCAACCAUCACCAACUACCAGGGAAGCUUAUAGAAGCGAGAGGAGAAAUAGCAAGGCAUCAAGUCUGAGCAGCAUGGAGACCACUCUUCGAGACAGUGGUGUCCAUUCGAUGGAAGGCGAGAGGGGUAUGACGAGCAUCUCACCUACCGAGAUCAAGCAGAUGUGGGGCACUCGGCAAUCGACGUGCAAUAAGAGAUCGAAAGGGAGACGCAAGUCGGUGACCAGCGAGGCACUAAAACUAAACCUUCACGAACACAAUGACCGCGUUGGUCAGGUGGCUAUGAGCUUCCCGCCAAAUCAUCCAAACCGUGGGCCGUCGUACAAUGAUGGUGCGCAGUUGAGCGGGAACACGCAUUUGGUGGCGCAGUAUCCCGAGAAUUCUGUAGUCCCGGUGCCGGGAAUGCUCGGGAAAGGAAUUAACGCUGCCAACUUUGCAAACCAUGAUGACCGUCAACCCGGUGAUGUCAUCGACACGACACGUCAACGGAGGAAAAGCAGGGGCAGGAGAAUGAGUCUUUCUCGACUGCAGUCGUUUGGAGUCUACGGGGAAGAGGUAGACACUGACUUGGAGAACAUGGGUUAUGUACCUUCGACGCCGGCCAAUGCCAUGCCGAGGUCAUUCACACAAAAUGGGAACUCUAGGAUGAGACAGCAUAGGAAGAGUGUCGAUGGUAUGGCAAUGGGCUACGGGCAUCACGCCAUUAGCGAAUCAUUACUGGCAGCACAUCAUGCACUUCUUGAAGGUCACUCGAACUUGAAACGAAUGCAAUAUAGAAGCAGUGACAACGUUCCGUCUGUAACGAUGGAGAGCAUGCCAAACUUCAUCAGUCUGGCAGACUUGAAGAGACAUAACUUUUCUCAGGGUAUGGACGUAGUGAGGCCCUUGCCACAGCAUUUGCGAACAGGAACUCAAAGCCGACUAUACGCCCGGCGGAAGAGUGUUGAUGUCGGCGCGCUCCAAGCGCAUAUCAUCAGGGAGGAACAACGCGCAGAACCGCCUCGACCGCGAUCGAGAAGGACUUCGCACAGUCCACGACCACACUCCCCUAAAGCUCCAUCUCCAACGAGAAGAAUCACUCCUCCGAGCAGAUCACAUCCUAUAGUGGAGACACAAGCAAAGAACUUGAAUGGUCUCUCCGAGAGAGAGGCAGAUGCCAUUACACAGCAAGUGUUUGUGAGGACCUGCAGUAUUGCAGAGGAUGAUCCGAAGGAUCCGAGACAGAAGAAAGGUCACUUCAAACAUUCCUUGAAAAACAUUUUCAAAAGAAGGGGACCAGGUAGCCGUGUGAUGGAGCUGAACGAUAACAGCAACAAAUCCCCUUUAAAUAACAACUACCUCAGUCCAGAACCAGAAGAAGGAGGACGAACUCUUAGCCCUAAACCAUCCGAUAGGUCCAGGAAUUCAAUUCAGCGUUCCAGAACCGUCGACUUAGAGUCCUAUGUUGACGAAGACGGCGAACCUUGCAGCGCCGUCUGACGGAACAAGACAAAACAAAAAUGUCAGACUUGAUUGAGUCGGUCUAUUCGACAAAAAUGAGACCGCGAUUGCUAUUAUGAAGUAGACAAAUAACUGAUGCAAUAUAAUUAUAUGCGAAAUAAUAUAGAGUUUUGGGAUGAAUAGUGGAAAAUAAAGACAAUAGCCUAAUCUGACUCAUAGAUGAACAGCGAACCUGGUAUGUACAGGGUCGUAUGAAAUAAAAUGAAAACCACGGUAUGACGAAACGUUAUAUCACAAUAAUUGUGGGUUACGAACUGGAUAAAUAUGAGAUGAAACAAGUAUAAAUUGGUAAUCCACAUCCUACGGUAUGAUCAGGGACGGCAAUAUCUUGGCGUGACGGGGUGGGAGAAUUUUGCCUCAAUUUAGUAUUCAAUUGAUUCAUUUUUUU